Messenger RNA from Lactuca virosa, 732 nucleotides. The record is from the annotation of a GenBank genome assembly. Lineage: Eukaryota; Viridiplantae; Streptophyta; Magnoliopsida; Asterales; Asteraceae.
AUGCCUAGUUUUUCACUUGGACUUGGUCUUGGUCUAACACAAGAGUUUCAGGAAGGAGAUGAAAGCAGUGAAGAUGAACACAUGAAGAAAGAAAUAAAAGAUGAAAAACUUGAUGAAGGAGAAAGUUAUGAUUCAGAAGAAACAGAAUGUGACAAUAAUAUCUUGGGAAUUGAAGAUGAUGAAGACAAAAAAAGAGAAGUAGGAAAAAGAUUAAAAAAACCAUCACUGAAGCUAUCUUCUCCUUAUAAUAAAAAACAGACUAAGAGAGGGUAUGUGAUUGGAAGAGGAAUGAUCGAAACAAUGCAGGCAGGAUUAUGGGUACAUGCACAUGUCAUUGAUGCUUGGACUGAUAUUUUGAACUAUGAAGAAAAGCUUAAAUCAAAUUCUACACUGAAUCGGUAUUUCUUUGAUACAUCAAUUGUGAGACAGUUCAUAUUUGACAAAAAUAUCCCUUUCAAUCAAAGAUUUGAUAAAUUUGAGUCAAAUAUCAAAGAUGCAAUGAAAAAGGACAAAGAACUUCUGACAUUUGAAAAUUUUCACUUGGUGUUUUUACUAGUUCAUCAAAAAAAUCACUUUUACAUCAUCUGCAUAAACUUAGAGGAACCAGCAGUUGAUGUCAUUGACAAUAGGAAUUCAGUUGCAAAGUUUUCUAGAGCUUAUCGUGAUGCACCUAAUGAAUUGGUACUUGAUGAGGGUCAAUCACAAAUCAGCUUUAACUUUGGAGGGUGUUGA